Sciurus carolinensis (gray squirrel) is the source of this 2967-nucleotide messenger RNA. It is a transcript of the gene Naif1, whose product is annotated as nuclear apoptosis inducing factor 1. The transcript has 2 exons. The record is from RefSeq and is a predicted model, not a curated record. Gene Ontology annotation, cellular component: nucleus. Lineage: Eukaryota; Metazoa; Chordata; Mammalia; Rodentia; Sciuridae. The coding region runs from base 141 to 1124 and encodes 327 amino acids.
GUGCUUGGCCUUGAGCAAGCCCGGCCUAUCCCCUGCAGGGGGAGGGGGUGGGUAAGGGGAGAGGCUGAGGAAGAAGAGAAGGGAAAUUGGGGCAGUAGAAGACAUUAUAAUUUCUUUAAAAAGAGGGGAGAGGAGAGGCCAUGGCUGUCCCAGCCAAGAAGAGAAAGAUGAACUUCUCAGAGAGGGAGGUGGAAAUCAUCGUGGAGGAGCUGGAGCUGAAGAAGCACCUGCUAGUGAACCACUUCAACGCUGGGGUCCCUCUAGCCGCCAAGAGUGCGGCCUGGCAUGGCAUUCUGAGAAGGGUCAAUGCCGUGGCCACCUGCCGCAGGGAGCUGCCCGAGGUCAAGAAGAAGUGGUCUGACCUCAAAACCGAGGUCCGUCGCAAGGUUGCCCAGGUCCGGGCCGCUGUGGAGGGUGGCGAGGCCCCAGGGCCCACUGAGGAAGAUGGAGCUGGUGGGCCUGGGACAGGCGGUGGCAGUGCUGGCAGUGGUCCAGCUGUUGCUCCUGUACUGCUGACCCCCAUGCAACAACGCAUCUGCAACCUGCUGGGUGAGGCCACCAUCAUCAGUCUGCCCAGUUCCACAGAGAUCCACCCAGUGGCCCUUGGACCCGCGGCCACUGCAGCCGCAGCUACGGUCACCCUGACACAGAUCCCCACAGAAACCACCUAUCACACGCUGGAGGAGGGAGUGGUGGAGUACUGCACGGCUGAGGCUCCCCCGCCCCUGCCAGCUGAGGCCCCCAUGGAGAUGAUGGCCCAGCACACAGACACGUCUGUCAAGCCACAGGCCCUCAAGAGCCGCAUCGCCCUCAACUCUGCCAAGCUGAUCCAGGAGCAGCGGGUCACCAAUCUGCACGUGAAGGAGAUUGCUCAGCACCUAGAGCAGCAGAACGACCUGUUGCAGAUGAUCCGCCGAUCCCAGGAGGUGCAAGCCUGUGCCCAGGAGCGCCAGGCCCAGGCCAUGGAGGGCACCCAGGCAGCCCUGAGUGUCCUCAUCCAGGUCCUCCGGCCCAUGAUUAAAGAUUUCCGCCGCUACUUGCAGAGCAACACGCCCAACCCAACCCCUGCUUCUGACCCUGGACAGGUGGCCCAGAAUGGACAGCCAGACAGCGUCAUUCAGUGAGGGCUGGGGUCCAGCCAGCCUUCUGCCAGGAUCGGAUGAAACCUCCGGGGUCUUGUAAGUGGCUUCUGUGAUUGUCUUUGGGCAGGCAACUUGGACAGCUCCUUCUCUGAUAGACAUUUGGGGGUCCACUGUUUGGAGAAUGAAGGAGACUGAAGAGAAACUUGUCGGGUUCUGGGACCCAAGCUCCCUUAUGCCCACCACUGGAGCUGCCUUGCUCAGAUCCAGAAGAUUGGCUAGCUGGGGGGUCACAUGUCCUAGUGAUGGGACAUGUGUUUUCAUGAACCAGGGCUUGGGACAUGACCCAGACGCUGUCUAGGACAACUGUAAGGAAAUAUCAGUUCUCUCAAUGGGGGCCAUAGCACAGCCAGCCGGGGAUCUGUACUGAGCUGCCCCACACAAGUGCCAUACUUUUGAGUACGAUUGCUUCAGUGGUGCUGGCAAUAGGGCAAUAACAUCUCCUCCCUUGGAGGCAGCUUGACUGAGCCUGAGGAGGAAACCCCACCUCUUUCCCUUUCGCACUAGGCCUCAGUUCUCAGGGGACUCUCCUUACUGCUGCCCCACCCCCCAUCCCACCCCAGACACAGAACCAGCCUCGGUAGUGUCCUGGGAUGCCUCUGCAGUAAGCCAGCGUGCAACCAGCCCAGCUCAGGAAUGCUGAAGUGGCCUGGAUGGGUUGGCCACUCUCUGGUCUUCCAGGGCAUCUCUGGGAAGCCCUUUGGUGGUUUGUCCGAGAGCCUUUGACUCAGGUCAGGCUUUGGGUGCUGUCACUUUUAGAGAAAGCAAACUGGUGGCCAUCCUACCAUGGAGGGAUUGAGGCUGGUCAUUAGCUUUCUUCAAGCCAGUUGUAUUUAUUCUGUAUGCUGUAUGAACCCCUCCUGGGAAGACCUCCAAGAGGGCAGCCCUGGGGCCACACCUGUGCUCCUUUCCUCUCUGAAGACCACAUUUCCAAAAUUGGGUGCAGAAAAAACCACCCCGCUCAGAAUCCCAGCCUGGACUCUUUUCUCUUACCGCGCUUAACACCAGUGCCUCGUGUUUUUGCGAGACUCCCUCUGACCGCGAGUGAGUCUGAAGCCUCGACUGACCUUGAAUGUAAAAGGUGGGAGAGGUGAAGCCGACCUAACAAGCGCAGCCCUUUCAAUACUGCGCCCCGUAAGAGCACGCAGCGGAGGCUGAAGGAGGUGCUGUUCCUUUGGCUUCGCCACCGAGACGUUUGCCAGGAUCUUAUCCAGGUGGCCGUUGUCUGUUUCAUUUUCAGACUCACCAUGGAUGUCCCAGGCCCUCACGGUCUUCCCUGAGUCAUUUCCCAAGUUUGCCAUUUUGCUGCUGGUACCUGGGCCGCACGUGACCGAUGGUCACAGCCUGAGACUCUAGAUCUCAGCUAAACAAGUGGCCGCGCUGCCUUUCCAGGCAUGUACGUUUAGAAUUGCUCAGCCCCACCGUUGUGACCGCAGGGAGAUGGCCCCGAAGACUGUCUUGCUGUCACCUUCUCUGUGGAGGCAUGGCAGCUACAGGGAGGUGGAGCCGGUGGGCCCAGGAGGGAGUUAGUGGAAGAAAGACCCUCCUCAGAGUGGCUAGAAGGCAGCAGCCCUUCACUGACUGGAGCCUGAUGGCCCCAGCAGGUACCUGCAAAGACUUGCUAAGGAUUGGCGACUUGGUUUGGUGUUUCUCUAGGGUUGGAAAUCUGAGCCAAUAUCACAUCUGUUCCAUUUGGGUAGAAGAAGGAAGCCUGGAUCACUUAAACUGACUUGCUCUGUCCAGGUCAUAAUUUUAAAUUAAAGAAAUACCGCUUUUUUGUAUGCAUAUCUCUGUGUCUUUAUUGGCUAUAUAUAGAAGAGAGCAAGGA